Molecule: messenger RNA, 1320 nt
Organism: Mesitornis unicolor (brown roatelo)
Lineage: Eukaryota; Metazoa; Chordata; Aves; Mesitornithiformes; Mesitornithidae
Product: ubiquitin carboxyl-terminal hydrolase 12
Exons: 6
Coding region: 13-762 (249 amino acids)
Biological process (GO): protein deubiquitination
Cellular component (GO): cytosol; nucleus
Molecular function (GO): cysteine-type endopeptidase activity; cysteine-type deubiquitinase activity
Source: RefSeq, a predicted model, not a curated record
UUUGAUAACUACAUGCAGCAGGAUGCACAUGAAUUCUUAAAUUAUCUAUUAAAUACAAUUGCGGAUAUCUUGCAAGAAGAAAGAAAACAAGAGAAACAAAAUGGUCGCCUACCUAACGGGAACAUUGACAAUGAAAAGAACAGCCCGCCAGACCCUACCUGGGUUCAUGAAAUCUUUCAGGGAACUUUAACUAAUGAAACCAGAUGUCUUACGUGCGAAACUAUAAGCAGCAAAGAUGAAGACUUCUUAGACCUUUCAGUUGAUGUGGAGCAGAAUACUUCAAUCACACAUUGUUUAAGGGGUUUCAGCAAUACAGAAACUCUGUGCAGUGAAUACAAAUAUUACUGUGAAGAAUGUCGCAGUAAGCAAGAAGCACAUAAAAGGAUGAAAGUAAAAAAGCUGCCUAUGAUUCUAGCUCUCCAUUUGAAGAGAUUUAAGUACAUGGAUCAGCUGCAUCGAUACACAAAACUCUCUUAUAGAGUAGUUUUUCCUUUAGAGCUUCGUUUAUUUAACACUUCAGGAGAUGCCACAAAUCCUGACAGAAUGUAUGACCUUGUUGCUGUGGUAGUUCAUUGUGGAAGUGGCCCUAACAGAGGACAUUAUAUUGCAAUAGUGAAGAGUCAUGAUUUUUGGUUGCUUUUUGAUGAUGAUAUUGUUGAGAAAAUUGAUGCACAAGCUAUUGAAGAAUUCUACGGGUUGACAUCAGAUAUCUCAAAGAACUCUGAAUCUGGUUACAUCCUCUUCUAUCAGUCUCGUGAUUGAGGGGGAACUGUGGUGAAGAGAUUUUUAUGCCUCACAUCUUUUCUAUCUUGGAAUGAAGCAAGCACUGAAGAAAAAAGGAAAGCAGGGAGGAGCUCCAGGGGCAGUAGCACAGUUUGCACACAACUAAGCAAAGAGUUUGGGAUUCUUAAAACCUUUGUAUCAUUUUCAUUUUAUUUCCUCAGGUAUCAUGCUGACUACACAUCUCCACUGCAUCCCAUAAGCAAAAAGAGAGAUACCAGCCACUCUUGCAGGAGCUUUCUGUUAGGUAAUACUAUCUCUGUGGUCCUAAUUCAAAGCCCUUUAAGAUCACUGGAGCACCUUUCAUGGACUUCGGUGAAUUUGAAUCAGGUUCUAACUGCACUGCCAGAUUGGUGUAACAGGAGCAUUAGAAAUCUGUAUUUUAUACAGACUUCGUGUAUAAAAGGUAAAGGACUCUUUGUGAACUUAGUUUCCUGUGCUUAAGUUUAGAAGAAUUAGGUUGAAAGGGUUAACAUAUAAGCAAGAAGAUAUAUCUGGGCCCAACACAAUUGCCUUCUUGAUGGUAGUAGUUUAGCUGAA